UGCUCAGACCAUUAGUGUCUCAGGACACCACCGCUGGACUCAGUUCAGCAGCUGAGAGGAACUGCUGCAGCUCACCUGCCUCAGCUGUCGUUAGCAUAUUCAUUUGUUGCGAUUGUGUUUUACGAGAUGGCUUAUUUCUGUGCUAAUAAACUAAACGACCAGUUUUUCUGCCAACUGCUGUAGAGAAGCACACGGAGAAGAGGAAGUGGGUUCAACUUCUCCGACAGACAGAGCAGUUCUCACAUCACCAGGAGGAAGAAUGAAGGAGGUACCUCUUCUGCUCUUGCUGCUCUGCUGCAGAACUAAUGCAGCUCGUCUGACGGUGAGUCCCAGCAGCUCUCAGGUGUUUCAAGAUGAAUCUGUCUCUCUGAGCUGUGAGGAGGUCGAGCGCUCUGCUGGAUGGACUCUGAGGAGGAACUCCACCAAAGACACCAGGACUCAGUGUAGAGACGGCUGGGGAGUCUCCAAUGGUUCUUCCUGUACCCUCACAGACAUGGAGCAGCUGGACAGUGGAGUUUACUGGUGUGAGUCCAGAGAGGGAUCCACCAGUAACACCAUCAGCAUCACUGUCACUGAUGAAGCAGUGAUCCUGCAGAGUCCUGCCCUCCCUGUGAUGGAGGGACAUGACGUCACUCUGACCUGCAGAACAAAGAAGUCCUCCAACCUCCCAGCUGCUUUCUAUAAAGAUGGCUCCCUCAUCAGCAGUGAGCCUGCAGGUCACAUGACCAUACACGCUGUUUCCAAGUCUGCUGAAGGCCUCUACAAGUGUGAGCUCAGUGAUGGAGCGUCUGCAGCCAGCUGGCUGCUUGUCUCAGAUGAACCUACGACCAAAGACUCGCCCCCCGUCUUUGCUCCGUCCACUACCUCGGCUCUGCCCCUGGCCUUGGAUCCACCCCCUGCCUCCUCCUCCCUCCACCUUGUCUUCAGACUGCUCUGCCACCUGGUGGUCUUCUGUCCGUACUGCAUCUCCACCUUCAUCAUGGUGUCUUUAUAUCGACAGAGGUCCACAGGAAAUGACCCGCCCACCCAGGCUGAGCAGGGAUUGGAUGAUGACUACGAUGAUGUCAUCCCUGCCGUCACCACGGAGCAUCACUUCUGACCUGAAGCUUGAAAUGUGGUUUGCAGAUCAGAAACCGUGGAGGACCCCGGACGCUUCCCUGAGGAACUCCACAUGUUGACUCAGGAUCUCACUUUAAACUCUUCUGCUCUUCUGAUGUGAGCAGCUGUGUGAGAGCAGGUAUCAGGAUGAGCUGCAGAGAAACACUGACCCAGUGGAAACUCAUUCAUACAUACAGUCGGACAAAUGUUCCGUUCAAAGCAGUCGACAUCAUUCUGGUUCAGAUUAAAGCUGAUGUUCAAACUCUG
Cottoperca gobio is the source of this 1365-nucleotide messenger RNA. RefSeq names its product low affinity immunoglobulin gamma Fc region receptor II-a-like. The record is from RefSeq and is a predicted model, not a curated record. Gene Ontology annotation, biological process: immune response; cell surface receptor signaling pathway. Lineage: Eukaryota; Metazoa; Chordata; Actinopteri; Perciformes; Bovichtidae. Gene Ontology annotation, cellular component: external side of plasma membrane. Gene Ontology annotation, molecular function: transmembrane signaling receptor activity.